GCUAUGCCUCACCCAGAAUCGGCACGCGGGGUGCCGUCGCGAUCGGUCACGCCGCACCGACGAUCGCGGGGAUUCGCGAUGUAGCCCCCUCCCGCCUCACCCCGUCACCUACUCCCGUUGCUGUCGUUGCUGCCGCCGCUGCCGCUCCGCCGCUGCUCCGCCGCCGCUCUCCUCAUCUCUCAACCCCUGUGCUCGAGCUCGAGGAAGAAGCAAGCACCGUAUCUCGCGUCUCGUCGCAACACCCCGGUCACAUCGAUGCGUCGUCACUCGACGUCAACGGGCACUCGCGUAACGACGCUCACGGAUCCUGACCGCCGCGUCGAGUCACCUGCGAUUACGUGUACCACGCCGUUGUCAUCGUCGUUGACGUCGCCGUCAUCGUCGUCAUCGUCGUUGUCUCCCGUAAGAAGUGCCUUCUCUCGAUCAGCCGUGCGAGCCUCCCGGGGGAGGCGACGACCGUGCACGUCUCACCUGACACGGCGGUAAAACGCGAUCGUCUUAUCGAUACACACCUUUGUCUAAUCCUGCCUACUGCUUCGAGAAGCGAACUAUCGACUAGUUGAAAGGAAAAUGCAUUGCUGAGACAGCGCGAAAAAGAGAAGGGAGAUUGUUGUUUGAGUGACAAUCCUCGAUACAUAACCUAGAAGGCAAAAUGUCUCAAUUAAACAUCAGCACGGGCAAAAGAGGACGGGGUGUCGCGAGCACCUCUGCCUCGACCGUAUCGGCCCUGAGCAGCUCCACCGACCUGGCGAGCCUCUUCGAGUGUCCCGUUUGUUUUGAUUAUGUGCUUCCACCUAUUCUGCAAUGUCAAAGUGGACAUUUGGUGUGUACAAAUUGCAGACCAAAACUUUCCUGUUGUCCUACGUGUAGAGGUCCAUUGGGUAACAUCCGUAAUUUGGCUAUGGAAAAGGUGGCGAGUAACGUGAUGUUUCCUUGCAAGUACUCCACUAGUGGCUGCACUGUUUCGCUGGUGCAUACGGAGAAGGCAGAUCAUGAGGAUGCAUGCGAGUUCCGUCCAUACAGCUGUCCCUGCCCAGGUGCGUCCUGUAAAUGGCAAGGAUCAUUGGAGCAAGUGAUGCCACAUCUUAUCAUGAGCCACAAGAGUAUUACGACUUUACAAGGCGAAGACAUUGUUUUUUUAGCAACUGACAUUAAUCUUCCUGGAGCUGUAGAUUGGGUCAUGAUGCAAUCUUGCUUCGGCCAUCACUUUAUGUUGGUACUUGAGAAACAAGAAAAAUAUGAUGGACAUCAACAGUUUUUUGCAAUUGUACAAUUAAUCGGUUCCAGGAAGCAAGCAGAAAAUUUUGCUUAUAGACUAGAACUAAAUGGGCAUAGAAGACGUCUCACAUGGGAAGCAAUGCCGCGUUCGAUUCACGAGGGUGUGUCAUCUGCGAUUUUAAAUUCUGACUGCCUUGUAUUUGACACAUCCAUCGCGCAGUUAUUCGCUGACAAUGGAAACCUAGGAAUUAACGUAACAAUAUCUAUGGCCUGAGGAAAGCCAGAAAAAGCAGUGUAAGAAGAAGAGACAUCAGUAUCCAGACAUAUCGUGCAGUCCUCGAGAUUGUGAGUGCGGUAAAGUACUCAGAUGGGGCUGCCCGUUAUGCACAAAAAAUAGUUCUUUUUACGUUACCAGAUAGAUAGCAAUACAGAGACGUUAGGGAAAUGUUUCGAGUAUGUUGACGAUAUGCAGCACUUGAAUGCUCAGUGCAGAAUUAUUAAAGUGCAAAAGCUUUAAAGUAUACUUGGAUGUUAUAUCGAUAUAACAUGCCAUGUUGACAUCACAGAUAAAUAUAAUAAAUAUCCUUUUGAGAUAUCCAUGCUGUAACUUUAGAGCUUUGAUACUGAGCCUGAUAUCGAAUUCCGAAAGAACCAAGUACCUGAUAUCCGCGCUAUUGUCAUAUUACUCUUACUCAUUUCGUAUCAAACUUUCAUUCAUCUCUUUAAAGAGAUAUAAUACAUUGUAAAUUCUCUUGACAUAUUUUUUUGUUUGUGUUUUAAUACUUCUGGACUUGAUAUGGCAAAUAUAAAGACUAUUAUAUGAGGUUAACUUCAUAAAUUCACUAUGAAUCUCAUUCUCAAUUAUCUCUUACUCAAUUACUGCAUUUCAUUUUCCACUGAUAUACAUUUUUAUAUUUACUGUUCUUUCUUAAAUUUAUUUUCUUCGAACUUCUAAAAUCAUCAUACUUUCUUCUACUUUUUAUUUCAUUAGAGUAUGCAUAUGUUUUGUAUAUAACGCGAUAAAUUUUGGUUUUUGUAGUUAACGUAACUGUUUUCUUAUUCUAUAUUAUGAUGACACAUAUGAUACCAUGCUUUUUGUAUGUGCAACUUUUACAUACAAAUAGCGGUAAAAGGCAGAUCAACUUUUCAUGAUCUAGUCUGAGUGUCGAAUCGAGAUGCUAAUAUUUUUUACAAUAGUUGUAUUAACAUGGUGUGGAGCAAUGUUCAAUUGCAGCAAAGUUCCUGUAAGCAAGAUUAAAAAGGAAGUUAAAAAUGACUGAAGCAAUGAUAAUAA
Messenger RNA from Pogonomyrmex barbatus (red harvester ant), 2512 nucleotides. Its product is annotated as retinol dehydrogenase 13. Gene Ontology annotation, molecular function: oxidoreductase activity. The record is from RefSeq and is a predicted model, not a curated record. NCBI's taxonomy places the organism in Eukaryota, Metazoa, Arthropoda, Insecta, Hymenoptera, Formicidae.